This is a messenger RNA of Syzygium oleosum, 2231 nucleotides long. RefSeq names its product microtubule-associated protein 70-5. The transcript has 11 exons. NCBI's taxonomy places the organism in Eukaryota, Viridiplantae, Streptophyta, Magnoliopsida, Myrtales, Myrtaceae. The coding region runs from base 262 to 1998 and encodes 578 amino acids. Gene Ontology annotation, biological process: cytoskeleton organization. Gene Ontology annotation, molecular function: microtubule binding. The record is from RefSeq and is a predicted model, not a curated record.
AUCAGGGGAGGAGGAAAACAAGCCGGCCAAGCCGGCUCUCUGAGAAGUAAUUUUCGGAUUUUGCUUCAAAACGAGGGCAAUGACAUCGCCUCCCUCUUGGUCAAUUCCUAAAGUACAUGCCAACUCUCUAUCUUCAAUCCUGAAACGCUCUUAUAAAGAGUCUUCGUUGUGUUCUCUCGUUCUUGAUUAUUUACUAGGAAGGUGUGUACUUUGUGAUACUGAUUAAGCACCGAGAAAGAGAUAAAGUCAUCAAGAAAAGAGAUGGGCUCUGAAGAACAAUUUGGAGGACAAGAGCUCUCUCUUUCUCACUCUGACCCCGUUGUUUUAGAGCUCAACCGCUUGCAAAACCUCCUCAAAGAAAAGGAUAGAGAAUCGGCGAAUGCUCAGAGUGAAAUCAAGUCUUUAAAAGCGAAUGAAGUUCUGAAGGACAAGGUUAUAGAGGAGCUGAAACAUAUUGUUCAGAAACUGGAGGAAAAACUUGCAAUCACUGAAAAUUUUCUGCAGCACAAGAAUCUGGAAGUCAAGAAACUCGUGAGCGAAAAGAGGGAUGCAUUGGCUGCACAAUAUGCUGCGGAGGCGACUAUUAGAAGGGUUCAUGUGAACCAAAAGGACAAUGAUUUGCCUCCUGUCGAGUCUGUCAUUGCUCCACUAGAGGCUGAGAUCAAAAUGCAUAAGAAUGAGAUUGCAGCGCUGCAGGAGGACAAGAAGGCUUUAGAACGCCUCACUAAGUCGAAAGAAUUAGCUCUGCUUGAGGCAGAGAAGAUCUUGCGAAGCGCUUUAGAAAGAGCUUUGAUUGUGGAGCAAGUUCAGAACCAGAACUACGAGCUAAAGAGACAGAUUGAGAUCUGCCAGGAAGAGAACAAGAUACUCGAGAAGACCAACCGCCAAAAGGUUUUAGAGGUCGAAAAGUUGAGCCAAACAAUUCAAGAACUUGAGGAGGCUAUUCUAGCUGGUGGUGCAGCAGCGAAUUCUGUUCGUGAUUAUCGACGGCAGAUUUCUGAACUGAAUGAAGAGAAGAGGACUCUUGAGAGGGAGCUUGCAAGAGCCAAAGUUUCAGCAAACCGAGUUGCGACUGUGGUGGCCAAUGAGUGGAAAGAUGACAAUGACAAAGUAAUGCCCAUUAAGCAAUGGCUUGAAGAGAGAAGGAUACUGCAGGCGGAGAUGCAAAGAUUAAGAGACAAGCUUGCUGUAUCAGAAAGAGCAGCCAAGGCAGAAGCACAAAUGAAGGAAAAAUUUAAGCUGAGGCUAAAGACACUGGAAGAGGGGCUGAGGCACGGGUCAAAUGUCUUGGUGAAUGCAAACUUUCUUUGUGCAUCACCAAAGACUGAAAAAUCGAACAAAAUAUUUAGUUUCCUAACGAGCAAUGGUGGACUCAAAAAGAGAUCAUCAUCGCAGCCAAGGGCUUCUAUCAUUAGAAGCUCUCCCCUUCGGCAACCAAAUAUGCAGGAUGAAGUGGUGAAUGUUGCCAGAGAAUUCAACGGCAUGAAUAGUCUAAGAAAGAAAUUUGCUUCCGAGGAAUAUUUGCUGAAAAAAGGUAUGUGGGUGUCUAGAAAUAAGGUCAUUGAUAGCACAGGUAAAGAAAAUGCGGAAAAGAAGACAUAUUCAGACGAAAGCAUUGACAAGUCUGCCAAUGAAAAGAAAGCAGCAUCGGGGGCAAGUAUGACAGACAGCAAUGGUGACACUGAAUUGGCAAGCAAAGGAAGUGCCAAGUUGGAUAACGAAGACGUGGUCUCAGGCUUUUUAUAUGACAGACUUCAGAAGGAAGUCAUCGGGUUAAGGAAGUUUUCUGAGGUUAAAGAUAGCGUCUUGAAUGCUAAGGAACAGGAAAUUCAGAUGCUAAUGAAGAAGGUGGACACAUUGACAAAAGCCAUUGAAGUGGAGUCUAAGAAAGUGAAGAGAGAAACAGCAAGCAGAGAAAAGGAAGCAGCGCAGAUGAGAGUGGAUGAGCUUAAGAACAUCAAGAACCUGAAAUCGACCAACAGGGCGAUCAAGGCAUGACGCGUAAAGCGAAGGAGUAGAUGGAAAUUGGAAACUCUGCUACACCAGCAACAUCUCUUGAUUUAUUUUGUGUAAAUAUUGGUGGAAAGGAAAGAGCUUUACCAUUGAUUAACUAGUGCAAUUUCAGUUCUGAUUACUUUGGUUUGUAAAAUUAGAACUGAUAAAUUCUAGGAUUGAACUGGGAGUGUGCUUUUUUAGCGCUUGAGAUUGACAAGAAUGGUAUUUCUUGCUCA